UCUAACUAUGGCUCUGGCUAUGCGUACGCUGAUCGAGGUGGCCGAACAUUAUCCUCUGAAGUCCCCUAGAGAGUCUAGCCGUCGUUUGCCUGCUAAGGAAAGCGCUGUACUGACCCUUGACGACAGAUACCAUGCACACCAAUACCGCAAGCCACGCGCUGCUGCUCGGCGCAACCCUCCAGCUCGCAAACGCGAUCGCGCUUCCAGAUCCUACACCAGUGCCCGCGAAAGUCGAAGCUCGAGCGCCCCUUGUUACCCCCGCAGCGAUCCGGUUCGAAGGCGACCGCAGUUAUGUGCUCGACAAGAGGAACAUUCUCUCGGACAUCCUGAGCGGUGUCGACGGCAUUGCUCAGUCGUGGGGAAGUGUGCUUGGAACAGAUCUGCCCAGCUUUUUCACGGAUGGCAUACCCGCGUGGUGGCAGGACUUGCCCACUGGCAGUCAAGUAAUGUCCAGCCUCGGUAUAAACGAUGACGACCUCGAUGCGAGGCCCACUGAGGUGCUUAAUAUUCCUCCGUACGCCAACUGGACUGACCAAGGCUGGAACGUCCGGUUCCAUGGCAAUGUCUACAAAGUGCCUAACAUCUCCGAGUCGAAGCUGAACGACCUCGCAAAUGUGUUCCUCAUCGAUACUGAUAUCGAAGAUCUGCCGCCCGAUCAGCAAGCACAGGCCCGGAAUCUGACCCAAUCUAUCUUCAUCGUCCAACAGGGUCACGAGAAUGUCUCAUUCUACUUGGAGCCGGCGCCGAUGCAGGGUGCUGAUGGCGAGCCAGGCGGAGGCAACGCGAUCACCCCGCCUGGAGGAUCGCAGAAUAUCACAUUCCCCUACGAAACAACGGUUGAGGGGGAUUUCGACGCGUUUGUACCCAUCAAGAACGUUUCUGGUGGCGGCUUGCUCGCUGGCAACGAGACGAACAAUGUCCAGCGACUCAAUGUUUACACGGACGGUACGCUUACUGGGAACGCUACUGCCUUCCUAGUUCCGCCUCAGGGGAUAACGUUCAUAUCGGAUAUCGAUGAUAUCUUGAGGGUAACCAAGAUCUAUAAUCCAAAGGAAGGCCUCCUGAACUCCUUUGCUCGUCCUUUCACCCCCUGGAUGAACAUGCCGGACAUUUAUGCUAACUGGUCACGGACCUUGCCAAACGACACCCAUUUUCAUUAUCUGACCACCACCCCCGAGCAGGGUACCCGACUCUACAUGGACUUUAUCUACAAGACGUACCCGGGAGGCUCUUUCGAUACACGGCCUCUCAAUUUCUCCGACGUCCCCAACACCCUGUCCAUUCGGCAAUAUCUUCUCACGAAGAUUUUCCAGACCUUCCCCACACGAAAGUUUGUCCUCGUAGCUGAUACCUCCAAUUCCGACGUCAUGAAGGAUUACCCGCAAUUAGCACACGACUACCCGAACCAAGUCCAGUGCAUCUUCCUCCGUAACACCUCAGCGACCGAUCCAGAGGACUUCUUCCCUUACGAUACCUCUGGCUUCAAGGGAUUGAACAACCGAAGCUACAUGUUCUUCCAUGUUCCGGACGAUCUCCAAGGCCUUGACAUUGUCAACGGUCAAUGCUUGAACCAAUCGAUUCCGCAGAACGUCACUUUCAGUCGCCAGGAUGAGGUACUGGGCAUCCAUGGCGCUGGAGGGAAGUUGACGGGAAGCGCGACCUUGAGCUUCGUUGUGGCACUGGCAGCUGCUAUCCUAGUAGUCCUAUAAGGCGAUGCUUGUUGGAGGCCUUCGGAAGUGGAAUUUCAGAUACUACGUAGAUUCUCUUAUCUACGGUUACGCUAAUGUCUGCGCUUAGUGGGCCUAAGUUCAGUUGAGGUGGAUGGACACAUCACUGGUGGCGAAAUAAUGAU
This is a messenger RNA of Trematosphaeria pertusa, 1852 nucleotides long. RefSeq lists its product as uncharacterized. Bases 132 to 1709 code for a protein of 525 amino acids. Lineage: Eukaryota; Fungi; Ascomycota; Dothideomycetes; Pleosporales; Trematosphaeriaceae. Gene Ontology annotation, cellular component: actin cortical patch. The record is from RefSeq and is a predicted model, not a curated record. Gene Ontology annotation, molecular function: phosphatidate phosphatase activity. The transcript has 2 exons.